AUGCCGUGGCAGAAGUUGAACUUAGCACAUCGAUGGUUGCGAGAGACGAGAAAACCAGUAGUGAACGGCGGACGGGUCCCGGGAGAAUACUCUGCCGUCGAUUUCGUAUAUGAAACUCGUGAUGAAGAUGAAGCUGUCACUUUCAUGUCGCAAAGUCCUAACUCGCUUGUAUAUGUUGGAUUGGAAGGGUUGAUUUUGCGCUUCGAUGUCUGGAACCUGAAAGCGUGCGAGGCCUAG
Messenger RNA from Penicillium samsonianum, 237 nucleotides. RefSeq lists its product as uncharacterized. The record is from RefSeq and is a predicted model, not a curated record. The transcript is spliced from 2 exons. Lineage: Eukaryota; Fungi; Ascomycota; Eurotiomycetes; Eurotiales; Aspergillaceae. Bases 1 to 237 code for a protein of 78 amino acids.